ACCACUUACUUAAUUUUCACAACUUAUUGCUAUUCUGAGGAGAAGAAAAUAUGGGUGUGAAAGGAAAGUUGAUUGCUUCCAUGGAGAUUAAUGAAGGUGAAAUCGGAAAGGUUGGUUUGGUUGCUAGCGAGAUAUAUAACGAAGAUGGAAGAGAGAAGUUUAUGAAGCAUAUAAUUGAAGCCACCGAUCCUCAGAAGAAAUCAGGCACUUGGAAAGUAAUUGAAGGAGAUUUAUUAGAAUUGUAUAAUUCCUUCACUAUUAGCAUAUCUAUUGAAGACCAGUGGACUACAUGGACAUUUGUGUACGAGAAAAAAACUGAAGAUACCCCUGAGCCCCUUGCUUUCAUGGGUGUAGUCAUUGAUAUCACCAAAGAUGUAGAGGGUCACCUUCUCAAGAAAUAGAAGAUCUAUGUUGAAUAUAUAUAUAUAUAUAUAUAUAUAUAUAUAUAUAUAAAUAAAAUUAAUGUUUGUGUUUGUGUUGCCUGAUGACUAUUUGGCAGUAUUCGCUCGUUCUAGCUAGCCAGCGUGUGAAAUAAAUAAUGUUGUGUGAUGUUUGCCAGUCUGCUUCUAUGGAUGUAUUUUCAAUGAUUAGUAUAUGUAUAAGAUAUUGUGAAAUUAUCGAGUCCGGCCGUGUUGAAGGAAUUUUAUAUAUGAAUGGUUGAAUUUGUUAGAAA
Messenger RNA from Nicotiana attenuata, 673 nucleotides. Its product is annotated as kirola-like. The record is from RefSeq and is a predicted model, not a curated record. The transcript is spliced from 3 exons. NCBI's taxonomy places the organism in Eukaryota, Viridiplantae, Streptophyta, Magnoliopsida, Solanales, Solanaceae. Gene Ontology annotation, biological process: defense response. The coding region runs from base 51 to 401 and encodes 116 amino acids.